AACUUCAUAUCUGGCUAAGACGUUUGUUAACAUUUGUUUAUAUUGAGGUUAGAAAUCAUACUUUAGCCAAAAAGGUAAAAAUAAUCUAAAAUAAAAUGAAUGGGCAGUUGCUUAAGGUGUUCAGCCCUAUAGUAUCGAUUACUCGAUCGAAAGGCUACAAAGCUCCGGGCGGAAUUCGGUACCCUGGUGGUAUCACCUACUAUCCAAGAUUUCCUGACCACAAAGAUCCGGAAUAUACGCCUUCAAAACUUUUCAGAGUUGAACGCAUAAAACCUGCCAAAGGUUUUCCCUACUGGCAAAAAGAUAUAUUACGAGAACUACAUAUUUUAGAUAGUGACUCUCCAGUAGCAGUAGUAAAAAACAUACCAGAAAUAAAUUCUAAACUUUGGAAAGUAAAGCAUUUAAUAAAAGUGACACCAAUCACGUUUCCCUAUGGAGAACCUACCAAAGAUGAUAUAAACUACACAGUUAUGAAGGAAAAUGGCCAAUGUUUGGUGAUCAAGAAACUGGAACCAAAUCCUGAACAGGUUAAAGCCCUGGAGCAAUUUGAGAGUGAUAGAAAGAAUAUGGAUAAUGACACACUGAAAAGAGAUUCUAGGCUAAAAUGGGAAAGUCCUUUCCGUGGAGGAUUUUAAUAUACUGUACAUUGUGUAGAUUAGAAAUAGUUUUUGUCUUAUUGUAUUAAAGUUGUAUUGUUAAUAUA
Molecule: messenger RNA, 703 nt
Organism: Trichoplusia ni (cabbage looper)
Lineage: Eukaryota; Metazoa; Arthropoda; Insecta; Lepidoptera; Noctuidae
Gene: mRpL30
Product: 39S ribosomal protein L30, mitochondrial
Exons: 3
Coding region: 96-635 (179 amino acids)
Biological process (GO): translation
Cellular component (GO): large ribosomal subunit; mitochondrion
Molecular function (GO): structural constituent of ribosome
Source: RefSeq, a predicted model, not a curated record